GGUCAUGACCAGGAGGAGUUUUCUCUGAGUGGACUUGUUCGACCUGCAUUGUUUUAAGUUUCUGCGCUUUGGAUUAUGCUCUUCCCCCUGCUCUGUGGCUCUCACCGCUUCCACUGAGCUUGCAGUUUCAUUGUCGUUUUAUUUUCUCUGUAGGUCAUUGCAUUCUAUGUCGAAUGCAAACAUCGUCAUGUUUAACAGAACCCCUCUUCUCCUCUACCUGGUCUCGCUUUUAGGGCUUGUUCUGUGCAUGGAAAGUGAAAUUAGUUUCCCGACUAGGCUGGAUAACGAAGGCUGGACAAAUGCUGACAACGACGUGGACAUUCUCAGUGGAAAAUGUGUCAUAAAAAUACGAGCUUUCCAGCAGGAGUUUGUAAUUGAUUUACAGCAGGACUCUGAUUUCAUUGCACCUUCUCUUUCUCACCAAGACGCGUCGUGGCUCCCCAACACCGAUGUCACCGCUGACCUGAGCCGGUGUUUCUACUCCGGUUACGUGAAUGGAGACCAUCUUUCAUAUGCUGCUCUAAGUCUCUGUAAAGGCUUGAAUGGCGCGUUCGGCUUCCAAGACUGGGAAUAUUUCAUCAGCCCGGCUCGAAAUGACUCAAGGAGCGCAGAAAGUGCGCACAUCGUCCGGCGCAGAACGAGCAACAACCUCAAACCCGGCUCAACUUCCAGGUGCGCAGUGGACAGCGACACGAGCCUCCAGGUUGCACAGUUGCUUGAGAAAUACAAGCGACUGGCGGACAACGGCAACGUGACCGAGACGAUGCUGAAGAGGAUGGGGCGAGCCAAAAGAUUCGCCUCCGUCCCCAGAUACGUGGAGACGCUGGUCGUGGCAGACGAGUCCAUGGCGGAGUUCCACGGAGACGAUCUGAAACAUUACAUCCUGACACUCAUGUCUGUGGCGGCGAGGCUGUACAAGCACCCCAGCAUCCUCAACUCCAUCACUGUCACCGUCGUGAAGAUCAUUGUCUUGUCUAAAGGGGAAACGGGACCAGAGGUGUCCGGGAACGCAGCCAUGACGCUGCGUAAUUUUUGCACUUGGCAAAAAAAGAUGAACAAAAACAACGACAAGCAUCCAGAUUAUUGGGACACGGCCAUUCUAUUCACAAGACAGGACCUGUGUGGAGCCUCCACCUGUGACACUCUGGGAAUGGCCGACGUCGGCACCAUGUGCGAUCCUAAGAGGAGCUGCUCUGUGAUCGAGGAUGACGGCCUUCCCUCCGCCUUCACCACCGCCCAUGAGCUCGGACACGUGUUCAACAUGCCGCACGACAACGUGAAAGCCUGCGAGGACGUGUUUGGAAAAGUGCAGGGCAACCACAUGAUGUCUCCCACGCUUAUUCAGAUCAACCGCACCAACCCCUGGUCCCCCUGCAGCGCCGCCAUCAUCACCGAGUUUCUGGACAGCGGACACGGCGAGUGCUUGCUGGACCAGCCUCAGAAACCAGUCGUCCUUCCCGACGCGCUGCCAGGAGCGUCCUACAGCCUCGAGCGUCAGUGUCAGCUCGCCUUUGGAGAGGGCUCCAAGCCGUGUCCUUUCAUGCAGCCGCCGUGCAGCCGUCUGUGGUGCACAGGAAAGUCCAGCGGCCAUCUGGUGUGCAUGACGCGACACUUCCCCUGGGCGGACGGCACCCACUGCGGGGAGGGACAGGUCUGCGACCGAGGCGUCUGCGCAGACAAACGGGCUCAAGCUGCCAAAGUUGAUGGGCGCUGGGGGAACUGGGGAUUGUUUGGCUCUUGUUCACGGACGUGCGGCGGUGGCGUCCAGCUUUCUAAGAGGGAGUGCAACAACCCAGUUCCGUCAAACGGGGGUAAAUACUGCCAAGGGGUUCGGGUCAAAUACCGCUCCUGCAACCUGAACCGUUGCGCCGACACAGGUAAGACUUACCGCGAGGAACAGUGCGAGGCCAGCGGCCACAGCUUCAACAGCAAGCGCGUCGCUCACGCCGUGGCCUGGGUCCCCAAGUACUCUGGAGUGGCUCCUGAGGACAGAUGUAAACUCAUUUGCAAGGCUAACGGCACUGGCUAUUUCUACGUCUUGGAGCCGAAGGUUGUUGACGGCACUCCGUGCUCACCGGACUCCACGGGAGUGUGUGUCCAGGGGAAGUGCAUUAAGGCCGGCUGCGACGGCAAAAUUGGCUCCAACAAGAAGUUUGACAAGUGUGGAAUCUGUGGAGGCGACAGCAGGGGCUGCAAGAAGGUGUCGGGGCUCUUCACAAAGCCAGCACAUGGCUACAACUUCGUGGUCAUGCUGCCGGUGGGAGCCGCCAACAUCGACAUCCGUCAGCGCGGCUACAAAGGGAUGAUGAGCGACGACAACUACCUGGCCGUGAAGAACAGCGACGGCCAUUACCUCCUCAACGGGAACUACAUUGUGUCGGCCGACGAGCGGGACCUGCUGGUGAAGAACAGCCUGCUGCGCUACAGCGGAACCGGCGGACUCUCCGAGACUCUGCAUGCAGUCAAACCCCUGGGAGAGGCCCUCACGGUGGAGGUGCUGUGUGCCGGAAAGAUGACGCCUCCUCGCAUCCGCUACUCCUUCUACCUUGCCCGACAGGCCAAGGAAGAUAAGGCUCUGAAGAAGGAAGGGCGCAUUAACUCCCACAACAGUGUCCUGGCUGAAGACAGCGACAACGAGAAAGGAGCAGACACCCUGAAGGAGUCUUACAACAAAGAGGAUCCUACUCUGGCCAAGUGGAUUUCUAUGAGUUGGGACACGUGCUCGGCGUCUUGCGGCAGAGGGAUCCAGAGGAGGCUGGUGCAGUGUCUGCAGCCGGACGGGAAGCCCGGCUCGGACUGUGACUCUUCACAGAGACCUGCAGCCACCAGAGUGUGUGAAGAUCCAUGCCCUGCGUGGCAGACCGGGCACUGGUCGCCCUGCUCCAGAACCUGUGGGAAGGGCUUCAAGAGACGGCCGCUGCAGUGCAAGAGCGACACGGGCCUCCUCCUCACAAGGGAUCACUGCACUGGCCUUCGCAAACCGCAGGAGCUGGACUUCUGUAGCCUAACGCCUUGCUAGUGACUCA
Molecule: messenger RNA, 3026 nt
Organism: Salarias fasciatus (jewelled blenny)
Lineage: Eukaryota; Metazoa; Chordata; Actinopteri; Blenniiformes; Blenniidae
Product: A disintegrin and metalloproteinase with thrombospondin motifs 15-like
Exons: 8
Coding region: 167-3019 (950 amino acids)
Biological process (GO): proteolysis; extracellular matrix organization
Molecular function (GO): zinc ion binding; metalloendopeptidase activity
Source: RefSeq, a predicted model, not a curated record